Molecule: messenger RNA, 150 nt
Organism: Striga hermonthica
Lineage: Eukaryota; Viridiplantae; Streptophyta; Magnoliopsida; Lamiales; Orobanchaceae
Source: the annotation of a GenBank genome assembly
CGGAGGAACAUUGAAGAAUAUCAACGUCAACUCAUGGAAGCCCGAGAAGCGAUGGUGGUUGAGGGUCCAAACGACGAAGGUGAAGGGGAGCUUAAUUUUUUAAUCCUUGAGGACAAGGAAAGUCCUGAAGAGGAGGGGAAUGAUACGGAA